AUGGCUCAAAAUGUUUCCAGAAAAACAAUCAACGAAUUUGUUAUCACAGGAUUUGAUAAUUUUGAAAAACCAGUAAUUCUUGGAAUUGUCAUACUUACUGUAUACAUUCUUGUAAUGCUUGGGAACCUGGCAAACAUAUGCUUUAUUGUUAUGGAUAAACAUCUACACCAGCCAAUGUAUCUCUUCAUUUGCAAUUUAGCAAUAGUAGACAUGCUCUAUUGUACAUGUUCAUGUCCAACUAUGAUAGGGAACCUUUUAGUUGGCUUUAAAACUAUAUCUUAUGUACCAUGCAUUAUUCAGAUGUUUGUGUUUGGUUUAGGCUUUGUGAUGGAGGUGUUUACUAUUUCUGUCAUGGCUUUUGACCGAUUACUUGCCAUAAUCAAGCCUCUGCGCUACCCUUCAAUUCUGACAAAUGUUCGUUCUGUUAUUCUCACUUCUUUCUUGUGGAUUCUAGGUACUGCUAUAGUAGCUGUCCUGCCUGGAACUGUUAUUUCUCUACCAUUUUGUUUCACAACACUUAAAUUCUUGUUUUGUGACUAUGGAUCUGUUGUCAGAGCCACUUGUGUAGAUCCUAACCCAUAUUUUGAUUUGAUGGCAAUUUUAACUUUUUUUCUGCUGUUUGGGACAUUCAGUUUCAUCUGUGGGUCUUACAUAAUGAUAGUUAUUGUUGUUGUCAAAAUGACCUCAAAAGGUAGCAAGAAAAAAGUGUUUAACACAUGCUUUAGUCAUUUGAUAGUUGUAGUGUGCUAUUAUGGCCCUACUUUUAUUAUAACCAUUUUAACUAGAACAGGUAUAGUUCUCACAAUAGAGGAGCGACAUGGGCUCAGAAUUGGCACCAUUCUUGGUCCAUCCUUAGUAAAUCCUUUCAUAUAUUCUUUUAGAACCAAAGAGAUCAGAGACAAAAUCUUGAGAAUUGUGUCUAAAGUUGGACCAACCAAAGAAUAAUGUGGGGGAAAAUAUGCUGUUUUUACUUUUUUUAACACUUACAUAAAGAGUGAGUAAAGGCUCAUAGACCCACAAAGCAUAUACAGUGUAAAAGCAGG
Messenger RNA from Ictalurus punctatus (channel catfish), 1043 nucleotides. RefSeq names its product olfactory receptor 11H6-like. Gene Ontology annotation, biological process: G protein-coupled receptor signaling pathway. Gene Ontology annotation, molecular function: G protein-coupled receptor activity; olfactory receptor activity. The record is from RefSeq and is a predicted model, not a curated record. Lineage: Eukaryota; Metazoa; Chordata; Actinopteri; Siluriformes; Ictaluridae. The transcript has a single exon. Gene Ontology annotation, cellular component: membrane. Bases 1 to 945 code for a protein of 314 amino acids.